UUAGAUUGAUUGACAUGAUCAGGUCACCAAAUUGUAAAUGUGCAAUGUUUAAAACCCAUUUAUCAAAAGUUCAUUAAUUUUUCUGGGCUGGCUUCGUUUUAAUCUGAUUUAUACGAAAAUGAGAUUUUUUUACGGAAUUGGGUAGUUUUGCUGUGUUGAUGGUGUAAUUUGAUUUAGUUUUUUUAACUGAAUUUAGCAUAAUAAAUCGUUCAUUUUGACUGCUAAAAAAAUGGGAAUAUAUCUGAAGGAAUUGGGUAGUUUUUAUUUUUUUUAUUUUUUUAUUACUGAAAGUUAUAGAUGAAGAUGAUUAUUUACUAAUGAUUUAGGUGGGUUUUUAAUUAUUUAUUUAAUUUAUAUGUUACAUUAUUUAUUAAUUUAUUUUUGAUUUGGGUUUUGCGUUGAUAAAAUGUUUAUGCUUUGGUGGCAAAUGAGAGGAGUUUCCUGCUAAGUAUCAGAAGAUCAAUUUUGGUUGGCAUAUUGGAGUUGGCACUAAAUUGUCUAUUUUGGGUGGAGAGAAGUGUAAAUUAGGUGAUGUCUGUGGAUUGCCCUGUCAAGGAAUGGGGUUGUGGAAAACCAGGUGCGAAUCAUCAAAGAAUGGGUUCUAUCACUUCUAUGGUUUGCGACAUAGGGGACCCCUGUCUUCAUCAUUCUCCUAUCAAGGUAAACAAAAUGCUUAAGCCAGAAAAGUGGCAGGCAAUUUUUGAUAGUGAAGGCAAGGCUCUAGGUUUUCAGAAAGCUUUGAGGUUGAUUAUCUUAGGGGGCGUGGAUUCGUCUAUAAGGUCAGAAGUAUGGGAAUUUCUUCUUGGUUGUUAUGCACUGAGCAGUACCAGAGAGUACCGUGAACUACUGAGAGCAGCCAGAAGGGAGAGAUACGAGGAACUUGUGAGACAAUGUCAAAAAAUGCAUUCAAGCAUAGGAACGGGCUCACUUGCUUAUGUUGUUGGUUCAAAAAUUAUGGAUGUGAGAGCAUAUUCUAAAGAUAAUGUGAGAAGAGAAGCUGAAUCUGAAGAAAGACAAGCUUCCGGAGAUGAUACUAACAAACUUAACGCUUACAGUGAUAGGAAUAAUAAUUGUACAGAUACAACAUAUACACACCAAAGGGAAAGCUCUAGCGAUUCUUCUGACGUUGCCAGUGUGAGAGAAAGCAUUGAUAGUGCCGCUUAUGACUCAUCUUGCCUUAUUCCCAGCCCUUUAGAAUUCAACUGCAGUUCCUUGAGACCUAGGAGCCAAACUCAUGAAUCUCAAUUUCCAGUUGAUGAAUAUUUUGAUUUUCCUGCCCUACCGGUUACAGAUUUAUUUGAGAAGAGUGACGAAAGUGACCAAGCAAACGAAUCACAUGAUGAUGGACAUUCUACACAAUGGAAAAUCAGUGUUGGCAAUGGUAGCAUGCACAGUUUUCAGAUUGAUAAUAACGAUGAAUUAGUUAUUGAAUCGAAUGGUUCACUAUCAAAUAGCGUUAGACAGUCUAGCGGUUCCGAAAUUGAGAUGGCAGGUGGCCACUGUGACACACCUCAUGAACAUGUGAUGCGACAAGAUAUUCAAAAGUAUAAAAGUAAAGUACUGAACAAAUUGAGAAUAUCUGAUGUGCCAGAAGCAGCAGAGCUUUAUUCAAGUAAUUGCCAAGAAACUGAACCAAGUGAAGAUAAGGUAUCUGAAUGGCUCUGGACUCUGCAUCGAAUAGUGGUUGAUGUGGUUAGAACUGAUAGUCAUCUCGAGUUCUAUGAGGAUCCAAAAAAUUUGGCCAGGAUGUCAGAUAUUCUUGCUGUUUACGCAUGGGUUGAUCCUGAGACGGGAUACUGCCAAGGAAUGAGUGAUUUACUCUCUCCGUUUGUCGUUCUUUUCGAAAAUGAUGCGGAUGCAUUUUGGUGCUUUGAGAUGCUUCUCCGACGAACGAGAGAAAAUUUUCGAAUGGAAGGACAAACUGGAGUAAUGAAGCAGUUACAAACACUCUGGCAGGUCUUAAAACUGACUGACAGAGAAAUGUUUUCACACUUAUCUCACAUAGGUGCUGAAAGCCUUCAUUUUGCCUUCCGGAUGCUGCUGGUGCUUUUUCGUAGAGAAUUAUCAUUUUCUGAAGCCCUUUGUAUGUGGGAGAUGAUGUGGGCUGCUGAUUUUGAUGAACCCCUUGCUUGGAAUCUAGCACAAAACUGUCUUGAACCAUUGGUGCUGCAACUGCCAGAUGAUGUGAGCGCUGAGAGUGUAGAGGAAAGAAAAGAGACAGAUGAGAGCAGUUCAAAGUCUGGCUCGCUAGCAAAAAGUGGAAGUAGUGAACAUGCCAGCUCCGAGGAGGCUGCAAUGAAGUCCUUAGCGGCUAAUCAUUCAUUUUGUGGCUUAACUAGGACCUUAUGGUCUCGGUAUGAUCGCGCACAUGAACGCACUGGGUUCUCAUCUACAAGGAACGGGGAAGAUGAUUUACCUGUGUUUUGUGUGGCAGCAAUUUUAAUUUUAAACCGUCACAAAGUCAUCAAAGAAACUCGUUCAAUUGAUGAUCUAAUCAAGAUAUGUAACGAUAAUGUGCUCAAGAUAAAAGUCAAAAAAUGCAUAAGGACAGCGAUCAAGCUUCGGAAAAAAUAUUUCUACAAGAUGAUAAAGUACAAUACUCCAUCACCUCAGAAUGACCGUCCAAUUUAACUCGGUGAUGUGCACUCAGCCAUUCACCUAGAGAGGCCGAGUCAUCACGCUUGAAUCCUUGCUGCUUGAGCGGGCAAAGCUGCUUGUAGAUCUUCAUGUGAUUCUUUCUGCUAUAGAUUUUAGGUCUUUGUAACAUCUAAUGGUUUUCAUUGCAACAAAUGCCGCCUUUCUGAUGAGUUGAUGGAUUGAAGGCUUUCGAGGUGUACACAGAUGGAUCACAGAUGAUGUGGCUCUAAGAGUUUCAUCUACAUGUCAGUUUAUCAGGAGGGCAAAUAAAAUUUCGUAGCACAGUCAGUUUUGUAGUUUGUACCCCCAACCCAAUUCUUUGACGCAAAAUAUAUGGAGAAGAAAAAAAAAAUAUCAAUACAUGAUGUUGUUUCGUUCGGUCGGUUACGUGUUGUUCCUUCAUCAAUGCACAUGCAAGCAGGCGGUUCUCAUCUUAUAUUAUAUUAUGUACAAAUUUUCCUUAGAAAAAUUUAAUGGAAAGUAGAUAUAUCACCAUGUUAGCACAUCUUUAGAAGUUAUGUAUGUGCUUUUUUAUUUAUUUAUUUAUUUAUUUUGUGUUCGGGUUAAGAACCCGAAUAAUAGAA
Messenger RNA from Spinacia oleracea (spinach), 3221 nucleotides. RefSeq lists its product as uncharacterized. The record is from RefSeq and is a predicted model, not a curated record. Gene Ontology annotation, molecular function: GTPase activator activity. Gene Ontology annotation, biological process: activation of GTPase activity. The transcript has 12 exons. NCBI's taxonomy places the organism in Eukaryota, Viridiplantae, Streptophyta, Magnoliopsida, Caryophyllales, Amaranthaceae. Bases 532 to 2631 code for a protein of 699 amino acids.